Hemiscyllium ocellatum (epaulette shark) is the source of this 3343-nucleotide messenger RNA. RefSeq lists its product as uncharacterized. The transcript has 4 exons. NCBI's taxonomy places the organism in Eukaryota, Metazoa, Chordata, Chondrichthyes, Orectolobiformes, Hemiscylliidae. The coding region runs from base 31 to 798 and encodes 255 amino acids. The record is from RefSeq and is a predicted model, not a curated record.
AAGCGACAGCUUACACAUUGGGAACGGCUAAUGGAGUCAGAUGGGAGUGAAGAAAUACAAUGGCAAACAGUCGAACAGCGAAAGUGUGGUGGGAAGAACUUGUAUUACAAAAUGUACUGCGUUAAAAUGGAGCAGUUCCCAGCAGACAUUCACAGGUUUUGUGACCCUGAGUUGCAACAUGGGCGAAGACGAGAGUUGGUUUAUCUACUGAGGAAUGUGGAUGAAUUGAGUUGCCAAAAGCUGCAAAUAUUAUUUUCUUUUUCUGUUCCAAAUAUAGAAGCAAUUAGGUUCAUUGCAGAUUUAAAUCAGCCUAUAGUUUCAGCUGGUGCUGGAACCGGAUACUGGGAGUAUCUGCUUCAGAGCCAAGGAGUAGAUCUGAUAUCAUUUGACACAAAUACUAUUUAUCCGCCUGAAAUGCGAUAUUCAGAGAUUUUGACCAGUGACCCUGAAAUGCUUGAGCAGUUUCCUGACAGAGUGCUUUUUCUGGCCUGGCCGGACAUAGACGAGUCUUCAACAUUUUCUCUUGAUUGCUUAAGCUAUUUCAGAGGAGAUAUCAUCCUUCAUGUUGGGGAGUUACUGGGUGAAACACUGUCAGCCAAUCACUGGGGACAGUCAACGUCUCGCAAUUUCCAGCUGGCACUUGCAGAAGAUUUCUGCUGCCUGAGCAGAGUUAAACUCCCAAACUGGCCAGGCCACUUAGACUCCUUAACCAUGUGGAAAAGAAAGAAUCCUCAAUCAGUUGUGUGUGAUGGAGCAAAUUUUUAUUAUGUCAAUCCUAAGUACAGAAUGUAUUUAUAAUGAUUAGAUAAUAUUGACCAUAAGUCAGUGACGGGUGUAUUUCAUUUAAAUGUUGUCAGUUUACAUUAAAGCAGCUGGAUAUAUAAGUUUUUUUAAAGUCUUGCUGAAAAGCAAAAUGUAAAUUGAAGUUGGAAAGCUAAAAUGCUUGUGGUACUGAGAACACAACUACUCAUGGUUGAUGUGCUGUGUGGCUCACAGUCAAUUGCCCUUCUGUGGUUCAUUUCCCAGAGCCCACCAAUUUAUUAUGGUUGUCUGAUUUCAUAAUCUGAAACUCUGAUGAGUCUCUCCUGCUGACCAGAUUUCAAACUUUAAAACAAGUGAUUCCACAGGGAUUACUUAAGACAAAGAGAUGGAAGCAUUUUUGUAACUUUUAUUUGAGUAUUUCAAAUAAACAGCCCAAGUUAUUGUGAUGAGAUGUUAAACCAGUUACAGUACACAGAUUGUUGUUCUACGAUAGAAAGUAGUACAAGUGUACCCAUAGAUUUCCUUUGCAGGCCCUCCCACUGUGCUCUGUUGAUUUGUUGCUUUACUCCUGAAUGCGGCGGAGUGACUGAAUCUGGAAAGUCUGAGCAUGGGAUCCCCACUCUCUCCAAUGCUUGUACUCUCCAGCAUGGCGAUCACAUUCCAUGAUGUACUGGAAGCCACGGUAGCCUGGGUACUGGUAGCACACCCAUCUGGGGCAGAAAAACAGCAUUCUUUACUUAAGUGAACUUCAAAUUUUCAUUAAAUUGCCUUAAACGUGAACCAGUGCAUAUAGCUGCAGAUGCAAUUACUGUGAGAUCAUGUAAGAUUGGAUGACGAGAGUUCAGUGACUACAGAAGGAACAGCUUAAACAACCCUCUUUGGUUAUUAGAUUAGAUUAGAUUUACAGUGUGGAAACAGGCCCUUCGGCCCAACAAGUCCACACCGACCCGCCGAAGCGCAACCCACCCAUACCCCUACAUAUACCCCUUACCUAACACUACGGGCAAUUUUUUUAGCAUGGCCAAUUCACCUGACCUGCACAUCUUUGGACGGUGGGAGGAAACCGGAGCACCCGGAGGAAACCCACGCAGACACGGGGAGAACGUGCAAACUCCACACAGUCAGUCGCCUGAGGCGGGAAUUGAACCCAGGUCCCUGGCGCUGUGAGGCAGCAGUGCUGACCACUGUGCCACCGUGCUGCCCUCUGUGCCACCGUGCCGCCCUAUUUUUCAACUAGUUAAAAUUGAUCAACCAAGUUAUUUUCUUCAGGCCUAAGGUAAAACGUUAUUUUAGAUAUAACAAACCCGACAAGAUCUUCAAGUUGCUAAGGUGUACAAGAUUGUACUGAAUCCAGUGAAGUAUUCCUCCUUAAGUUCCAAUAAUCAAUCUUUACUGAAAACACUGUACAUGAAUAGGAAGGGAAAUACGAAUAAGUUAAUUUAGGAUAUCUGGUUGAAAUGGAUGAGUUGGACCGAAGGGUCUGUUUCUGUGUUGUACAACGAAAUGACUACUCACGCGCCAGCUUGAACCUUCAUGGAUCCAACUUCAUUGUUGCACCAUCCCAUGGCUUGCAAAGAGGGGUAGUCAUCACACAUCUCCCACUGUCUUCCAAUGAAGUUUUCCUUCUCAAAAAUGACAAUUUUGGAUUCUUUAUGGUGCUAAAGGAAAAUGAUAUAUAUUUUGAGUACACUUGAAUAGCUGAGUUACUGUUACCAGUGAACAAAACAAUGUCAGCAUUUAAGAAGUACUGAGUGUAUAUCUCUGUAAUUCAGUAUUUUAUAUUUGUCACAAAGGAUGUAAAAUUUAAAUUUCUAUACCUUUCCUUGCAGCAUCUCAUUUUACUCCUGAGAAUAAAGUUGCUAUUCAUGUUCCCUUUAUGUUCAAUUAUAUCUUGUGGAGCAUGCUGACUGCAUCUAAAACCAGCCUUGUUAUAGGCUGACAGAUGCAUCAUUAAACUUUAACAUAGUUACCAAGGACUUCAAUUAGAGAAGUACAUUUCAGCACCGUUCAUUUCUUUUAUUGUGUUUCAACACCAGGUAUUAAUGACAUCAUUCUACCAAUAUUCACAAAUCAGUAUCCCCGUCUCUGUAUUUGUGAUCAUAAAGGCAUCCAGGAGCUUGAACUUUAUGAAUAGAGGCACAGCUUAUAAAAGCAAGGAAGUUAUGAACCUUAAUAAAACCAGUAGUUUGUAGUCAGCUGGAGCACAAUGAUAGAUGGGAGAAGUUGGGGUUGGAAAAGAGAAGGUUAAGGGGAGAUUUGGUAGAAGUGUCCAAAAUCUAGACAGAGUUGAUAGAAAGAAACUUUUUCCAUCUGAGAUGUUGUUCAAGAACCUGAAGAUACUCAAGGUGUGUGGAAAAAAGAUGCUACAGGAACAUGAGAAAGAACAAUUUCAAUGCACUGAGUGGUUAGGAUCUUAAACACUGUGUGUGAAUAUGCUGGCAAACGGUCCAAUUCUGGCUUUGGAAAGGAAAUUGGAUAAACACGUUUUUGAAGAGAAAAAAUUGCUGAGCCAGAGGGUAAAUUGGGGAUUGGGUUUAACAAUGAUGCUGUUGCAGUGAACCAUAUACCCAUGAUGGGCUGA